This is a messenger RNA of Penicillium mononematosum, 7500 nucleotides long. RefSeq lists its product as uncharacterized. The transcript has 4 exons. Gene Ontology annotation, molecular function: protein binding. NCBI's taxonomy places the organism in Eukaryota, Fungi, Ascomycota, Eurotiomycetes, Eurotiales, Aspergillaceae. The coding region runs from base 1 to 7500 and encodes 2499 amino acids. The record is from RefSeq and is a predicted model, not a curated record.
AUGUUCGCCAAGGCCAAGGGAAUCCUCGAUAAAAGCUCAUCCAUCCGCAAUGAAGUCAACCAAGGCAAUUACAAUGGCGCCAAAGACAUCGUGACCAAAGGUCAAACUACCAAGGAAUCGACCAGCCAGGGAGACAAGGCCAAUGAGCCCGUCGAUAGAAACUCAUCCACCCGCGAUGAAGCCAACCGUGGGAAUUCCAACGGCGCCAAAGAAACUAGCACCCAAGGGCAAACCACUAAAGAAUCGACCAGCCGAGGAGCUGUGGGAGGAGCUGCCGGAGGAGCUGUUGGGGGAGUCGCCGGCGGAGCAUCAGGCAGCGCUGCUGGAAUGAACAAAGACCUUAACAAGGAGAAUGUUCAGGAGACCGGAAGGCAAAUCAGCCAAGGAGGGAUUGGCCAAGACAACACUGGGACCUCCUCUACUAGCCAUACGAAGGUGGAGCAAAGAGACAUGGGCACCGAGAAGCGAGAAGCUAGCCAGAAACAGCAACACAGCACCGAGGCAAACCAAGUCACUGGCUCUCAACAGUAUGACCGCAGAGGCAGUGUGCUCGCCGGAGAGCUUGCACCCAACUAUGACAUCCGCAAGGGCCCCAUCACCACGCCUGGCACUUUCCAGGAAAAGAACUUCCACACUCCGGGCGGCAAGCCGAUUCUCGUUCAGAGAGAAACCAACAGCAAAACACUACCCCGCGGAGAAAAUACGGACAAUUCUCCUCAGGUUGCCGUCGCGGGAGCAGGAAGCGGCAACCAGGCCAGCUUAAGCCAAGAAAAGACUGGAAACCCCGCCGCCGGAGGAGACUAUAGCAAGGAAUCUCUUGAAAAUGAGAUCCAUGACUAUGAGAACAUCAGCCCGGACGUCUUUAGCGAUGGGACCACCAGCAAAGGCCUGUCCAAGAAGGCUGCUGAUCAAGAUGUUGGAAAAUACCACAUUGACAGAAAGCAGCUUGACAAGCAGGGCUCUCAGCCUUCCCAGAAAGCAGGGACAAGCGAAGCUACUGCUGCUGCUGCUGCCGCCACCGCUGCCGCCGCCGGCGGCUAUGGCAUGAGUAAAGGAGCUGACAACCAGACCUCUACCACCAGAAAGCAGAGAAAGAGGCAUUCCGUCUCUGGCUCGAACGCAACCAGAGCCCAAGAUACGACUUCCACAAGCCAGAAGAGCCACGGUGCUUCUACCGUGGGACAAGGGGUAGGCGCCUCAAGCCCGGCGAACCGCGGGGGCUAUACCUAUGCCCGCGCGGUGUCCGAUCAUGGCUACACUCCCAAAACACCGACAAACACAGCCUAUUCUACCACCAGUGGAUCCAACCAAACCAGUGGUCUACGUUCUACAACUACUGGCCAGACAAACAGCGCCUUAUUCAACAACGGCGCCACUGCAUCGAACAAAGCAGCGGAGUCAACCAAGGAAGCAUUGUUGGCGGAGCAGGAACUCGACAGGCUGGUGCCUACGAUACCUCUCAGCAAUAACGGCUUCAACACUGGAGUCACCCACGCUAGCUCCGGGAAUGGCAUGACGUCGAAGCGCAUUGUCAGACAGCUGAGUGGAAGUGGCUACAAGGUCACCAUUCUCCAAGAGAAGGUUCAGGCCGUGUCCCAGAAGUGCAAGGCUCAGCUGGGCCUGUCUUCCACUCAGAUCAGCAAGCGCAGCCCUAACGUGGAUGCUUUCUUCGAUGCCAUCGCAGCCGAACGUCUCCGCUGGAUGCCGCAAGAUGGCAGCAGACUCGAUUGCAGCCUCAGAUGGGCGUCCAGACUGGCGUAUGCAGUCGACGCUCUUCGGGAGUCUGUCGGAGUCUUCGCGCCUGCUGCCAAUGAGGCGGCAUCGCUCAUCUGGGGAUUCUCUGUUCUCCUUUUGGAGUCCGAUAUGGACAACACGGAUGUCUUCGAGAGCGUCUUUGGCCGGUAUGGCCGGGUCGCCGUCGGCAUCUACUUGCUUCUGCAGUAUGAGACCGCGUACAAGUCCUCUCCUGAGCUCCAGCCAUAUGUUGCGGCGGUCUUCGCAGAUUUGCUUGAGAUGGUCAGUAGCACAGCCAUAAGCUGUGUCGAGGGAUUCAAGAGCAAAGAGUCCGAUCAAGUCAUCGGACGCAAUGUUGAUGCCGCUUUCGUGACGUACGCCAAACGCUUUUCCACCCACUGGAACUGUGUUGUCGAUGCCCACACUGCGAAGCUUGUGCAGGAUAGCCCCCUGAUCUACUCAUCGCCUGAGUUGGGUAGUUUGCGUCAAUUCCUGGGAGUGCAGGACCGCCCUCUUCAGUUUAUCCUCGACUCUCGCGCCCACUCGCUUGCCGAGGGAUCGUUUGAGUGGUUCAACAACACACUCUACGAUUUCAGUGUCGCAAGCUCCCCUGUCAUGCUAGUUUCUGGUGGUCCUGGCUCGGGAAAGAGUGCACUGGCCCAAUGGGCGGUCGAAAGACUACAGGAGUCGGCUGAACACGAUAGCUGGAAUGUUAUCCCGUACACCAUUCGUGCUGAUAUUCCCGUCGCUACUUUGCCUCUGCGCAUCCUGAAGGGUGUCCUUCACCAGAUGUUGGAUCAUUCUGUCAGUGACAAGCAGGCCCAGGAGGCUAUCCUGGUUGAAGUGGCCAGGGCAGCCCAAGGCGCGAUCGAUGGUGCUGGGGAUGACGCGGUUGAAGCAAGCCUUUGGAGGGGUAUUCGUGCUGGUCUUGCUACGAACAUUCAGUACAUGUUUGUGGUUGAUGGCAUCGACCAAAUCAGGGGCGGUCACGCCAAUGCCGUUGCCUAUCUUGAUCGCUUCUGUGAGAUUCUCUCCGAACAGAAUGCUGGAUCUAAGAUGAUCGCUUUCACUCGGCCCCUGACUUCGAAGGUCAGCUCCAAAGGCGUUCACCAGCUUACCCUGCAGACCUCCCAGACCAAGACCGAUCUCGUAGCGUAUGUCAACAAGAUGCUUGCAUCUAGCGCCAACUUUGACACCCACAAGGGCAACCAGCUUCAAGCUGCUGUGUCUGCCAUUGUAGCCCGCUCCCAGGGCUCUUUCAGUUGGGCUGAAAUGGCAGUUGCACACGCUAAACAGCAAAAGACCUUGAGCCAGGCUGUUGCGUCCAUUCAGGCCCUGCCGCAGUCGAUGUCAGAGCUUAUUGACUUCCACUCCAAGAGCCUGGACUUCAGCCAGCAGGGUACUGUUAAUGUCGUUUCCUGGCUCGUAGCAGCCGAGAGACCCCUGCUGGUCGAGGAGAUUGAACAUUUGCUGAAUGUGGACCCCAAGGGCCCCAGCUACUCCUCCAACCAAUCCACUAGUAGCUACGACAUCUUGAAUGCUCUGAGCCCGCUGGUCAUGACCCGUGAUGGCGUGGUCUCUUUCGCUCACACCUGCAUUCGUGACCAUGUUAUUAAACAGGCCAAGUCACCCGGUGGACAGUCCAAGCUCAAUAUCAGAGAUGCACACUACGACUUGCUCACCAGGUGUCUUUCCUCUGUGCAUUUGAACGUGCGUGAGGAGGUUGAUAUUUCCAUGGAUAGGCUGGGCAUCGAGGAGCGCAACCAUCUCUUCGACAAGUAUGUCGUCUUAGAGUACACCGCACGCUACUGGCUGUCGCAUCUUCUCUCGUCUCCACUGGUCACCGAUGACGAAGAGUUCCAAUUCAACUCAAGCUUCGAGAAGAUAAUGCCUGCCACCGUCCUCUUCGCACGCCUCGAGUUGACUUGCCGCGAGUCCCAGUUCACUCGGUCUAGUGUCGUCGAGCUCUACAGACUUGCAAGUGACAUUCGCCGAUUAGUCCUCGGCGAGAAAUCCAUCGCUCUGCUGCAAAGCUUGGUCCUCAGCGCACGCGUGUCCAAGUUGGCGCAUGCUAGCCACGCCGAUGAGACCUGCUACGAAGCGUGGAAGCUAAGCCAGGAGCUUCUUGGCCAGUCACACCCGGUUACCCUGUCAUGCUCCGAGAUGAUGAUCCAGUCAUUCUCCGAGCGAGGCACAAUCACCUCGCAGCAGGAAGACAUCAUGAAGUACUUGAUCUUGACCGACUCCGAGAUCACCGGGGUGGAGUUCAACCAACGCCUGAAGUACCUUGAAAUGAUUGUCAGCAUGUACAAGUCUCGCAACGACAACCAGUCCGCGUUGUUUAUCUCGAAGCACUUCUACCAGCAAAUUCUUCAAAAAUACGGCACCAAUUCGCGCCAGUCAUCCGAGACCGCCGACUUCUUGACCAGUCAUUUCUCCACAACUGGAACCGACGAGAUGAGCCGCGAUAUUGCCAGAACCAAGUAUGACAAUAUGGUGCGCACUAUGGAAGUCACCGACGAGCGCCGAAUUUCCUACACUCUGUACAUGGCUAAGAUGUACGAGGAUCAGGGUGAUUUGGCUCACGCCCAGGCAGUUCUGUCAAGCCUCUGGGCUGGUCUCAACUCGCGCGAUAUUGACUCGGUUGAUAUGAUGGACAAGAAGGCUAAUGUCGCCCUUGUGUACUACCAGUUCCUCCGCCGUCAGGGCCGAAAUGAUGAAUCUGAGGUCAUCAUCCGGGAACUGGUUGCAGACCUCGAGGUUACUGGUAUUCACUCUGAGGAGAUGAUGCAGCGCGUGCACCUUCUCCGCGCUGAGACUCGGGAGAUGCUUAUGUACAACCUCGAUCGCUCCUUGGCAAUUCUCAUGUGGCGCUACUACAAGGAGACCCACCAAGAGUACUCGGAGGACUCAACCGCUCUGGCACUCUCAAUUGCCCAGAGUAUGGCUAAUGCAGUCUCUAUUGAGAGUGCGUCCUUGCUGUCUUCUCGGGACCGCAAGCUGCUGAUUGAGCUGCUGGACGUUAUCUCGGCCAGUCCCGAGAAUAUGACUGUUACCACCUUGAUCUUGUGCCACAACCUUGCCAGUAUCUACGUGCGUGAGGGAGAGUGGAUCCAAGCCAGUGAAUGCGCGAUGGCAGUUCUGCAGCAUAUCUGGCCCGCCGUCGAACAAGCCAAAUCUCACCAGAAGUUCUCGCCCGAGCUGGCACCCCCGGCGGCAGACUUAGCUUUGGUGUUGGCCUACUGCCACUUCCGCAGACUGCAUCUGGAGCAGGCUACAACUGUUUAUGAGAAUGCUUUCGGUUCUUUGAUCUCCUCUGCUGGUGUCCCUGUGCCGUCCGUGAUGGCCGUUGCCAAGGCCGUUGUCGAGUUCCACGAGACAACCUACCAGUUCAUCAAUGCGCUGACGUUGCUGCAUACCAUGAGCAACUUCUUGGCGGCUCGUCUCGGAGAGAAGCACGAACAUACAAUUGAGAAUAUGUAUUCCGAGGCUGCUUUGGCAACUCGUCUGGAGAAGAACAGCGAGGCUAAGAGCAUCUACCAGCGCAUCUUCAACGCUACUUCCCAUCAAGACACGAUUUCCCCAGAGGGCAUGGACGCUGCAAUUGCCCUCAUCAACCUCUACGAGAAGGAGAUGCAGUGGGAUUCUGCUUUGCAUGUGUACCGAUCUCUCUGGCCGACUCUGGUUGUUGAAGACAACAAGGUAGAUACCUAUGAUCAUGAUCUGGUGGACCGGAUGCUGGAGAAGACUUAUCUGGGCUACAUGUCUAUUCUGACUACCCACAAGAGGUCCGACUUCUCUGAGCGAUACCGCGUUGCCUCUGAGUAUGUCAUGACCUGCCGUCACUUGCACGGCGCAACAAGUGGGAAGACGCUCAAUGCUACCUUGCUCUUUGCCGAGCUAUGCGAGUCCAAUGAUGCACACGUCGACCAAGCCAUCUCGCUGUACAAGUUGCCUCUGGAAACCAGCGAGUGGGUGGCUCCUUCUCAGUCGUCGAAGGGUCUCGACCAGAUGACUACACCGCUGCCUAUCACCCUCAAGCACAAGUUGGCACAGCUGUUUGUGCGCAAGCAUGACUCGACUAUGGAAGCCCGUUCUCUCUACACUGAAGAGUUCCAGCUCGCCAAGAAGAACCAGGGCUACUUCUCCACCACGACUCUUUCCUGGCUCCGUGAACUUGCUCUCGCCCAUUCGCGACAGGGAACGUCUACUUCCGUUCAGCAGGGCAACGCCAUUCUCCAUGCCUACUCUACUGAUGUGUUGCAUGCUGGCGGUGACACCGAGACAAUCGGUGACUGGGCUCGCCGGAUCGCAAGUAUCUACCUUGAGUGCGGUUUCAUCGAAGGCGGCAACAAUCUCCUUGACGAACUCCGCCACCGCGUGGUGUACGGCUCCGAAUCUUCGGCGGUUGAUCUGAGCGAUCGUCGCGACGCCGUGUUUGUCGCUGCGUUCGAGGAAGUCUUCGGCAGACGUGCCAGCUACGACCAGAUCAUGGCCGAGAUGGCUCGUGAGAUGAGGACUUCUCAGGCCUUCUCCAAGAGCCUCUCUAGCCACGACUUCAUCCCCACUCUGAUCACUGGUCACAAGCUCUACAAUCUCCAGAUUACUCAGAAGCGAGUUCGCGCUGCCAACGACACUAAGGACAAGCUGUACGACUACUUCUGCUCUAACCUGUCCGCUACCGAUGUCGCCGACAAGGAGAUCGUGCAGCAGUUCUACCAGAUCUGUCUGCGCGAGGUUCACAGAGAGAACUACAACAUGAGCAUCCUCACAACAACCACCAACCUCGUCCGUGACCUGUGCAACUCCUCCCGCUUCCAGGAAGCCAGCAUCCUGACAGGCGUUCUGCACUCCUUCCUGCAUCUGACCGACGGUCUCAACAACCAGGAGAGCAUCAACACCGCCACCCAGCUCUGCCUAUACCUGAGCGGCCACAAGGCCAACAAGUGCACGGAUGAAAAGACCUACCAAGCCAUGUCUACCAAGUCCAAGCUACUCCUACAAGAGAUCAUGGCAACCUCGAAGUCCAUGGGUAUCGAGAUGGUCGAUCUACCCUUCAACCACCUCAACGACAUCAUCACCCUCCUAGGCCAGUACGAGAUGUUCGACGAGCUAGAAGCCAUCCUCACGCAACUCUGGACCUCCCGAAUCGUCCAGCGCACCUGGACACCAGACGUGGUGGUAUGGAUCGGACGACGACUAGUAGAAACCCGCUUCUGCCGCGGCAACGUCGACUCCGCCAUCCAGCUCUGCCGCGACAUCUGCUACAACCUGCGCCAGGUGUGGGGCAGCUGCGACCCGGUAACACUGGACAUGACCAAGCUUCUCUCUGCGCUGUUCACAGCCUCCGAGAACUACCAGUCUGCAGCGACUCUGCACGAGGGAAUCCUGUACGACCUGCUCGGCGACUCUGGGGCGGUGGACCAUGCCAAUGGUGCUAAUACCGCGUCGCAGCAUAUGGAGUUGCUGCGCCGUUCCCAAGCACGUCUGGGAGCGGGACAGACUUCUAGCCGGGCUUCGGCGCAUGCGGAGCUCUUCCAGUCUGUGGCGGAUCGCUUCGGUGUGCAGUCUGAGCAGAUUAAGAGUGUUGGGGAGGCGAAUGGUGGUGAGCAAUUCGGUGUUUGGUCGAAGCCGAGACGGUUUAGUAUAGAUGUUGAGGACAUGGAGGAGGAGGGUCAGACGCACCGCAAUCAUCUGCGUGAGUCUAGUGGUGCUGGAUUGGGUGGUACCGGUGGCCAGAGACGUAUCUCGGUACAGGCUCUCUAA